AAAUUCACUGUCGUGGGAUCAUACCCCUCGCUGACCUCCCCAAGUUAUACGUCGUCGUUUUGGAUCGUCGGCUCUCGGCCAUUUCACCCACUUCUGAAUAACACCGCCACCUGUUAACUGUUUCUCUCUCCUCUCCCUCUCUCCUAUUUCUCUCUCCUCUAGAUCUCAAGGAAUUCGAAAUUCCACCUUACUUUGAUCUCAAUGUGGAAUUCGGAGCACUAGGUCGAGAUUUGCUGGAUUUUUCGGUAAUCUGGUUCGAACGAUGAGUGAUCAGAUUACAUAGUGAAAGAGUGGUCUCGCUGGAAGCGAAGGUUGCGAUCGGAGCUUCCGAGUCGGUGAGAAUUUCGGUUUCAAAAUUUAGAUUUCGGACUCCGGCAGCGUUUGGAUUGAAACGAUGUCGUCCAAGGUUGUCUACGAAGGGUGGAUGGUACGAUACGGGCGGAGGAAGAUCGGCCGGUCCUUUAUUCACAUGCGGUAUUUCGUGCUCGAGUCUCGGCUACUCGCCUACUACAAGCGGAAGCCUCAGGAUAAUCAGGUUCCGAUCAAGACGCUGUUAAUUGAUGGAAAUUGUAGAGUGGAGGAUCGAGGAUUGAAGACUCACCAUGGGCAUAUGGUAUAUGUUUUGUCUGUUUACAACAAGAAAGAGAAAUACCUUCGAAUCACGAUGGCAGCAUUUAACAUCCAGGAGGCACUAGUAUGGAAGGAUAAAAUAGAGUAUGUCAUUGAUCAGCAUCAAGGUUCACAAGUUACAAAUGGUAACAAAUAUAUAUCUUUCGAAUACAAAUCUGGAAUGGAUAAUGGGAGGACUGCUUCUUCAUCCGACCAUGAAAGUCAAUUUAGCGCCCAGGAAGAUGAAGAUGAUGCUCAUCCUAAUUUGAUGAGGAGAACAACAAUUGGAAAUGGUCCUCCAGAGACAAUAUUAGACUGGACGAGAGAUUCAGAUCUGACAAACCAGAGUAACAACAACCAAGCAUUUUCCAAAAAGCAUUGGCGUCUUCUCCAGUGCCAAAAUGGACUCCGCAUUUUUGAAGAGCUUCUUGAAGUAGAUUACCUUCCAAGGAGCUGUAGUAGAGCCAUGAAGGCUGUUGGAGUGGUGGAGGCUACCUGUGAAGAAAUUUUUGAGCUUGUGAUGAGCAUGGACAGAACACGGUUUGAGUGGGAUUGCAGUUUCCAGUAUGGUAGCUUAGUUGAGGAGGUUGAUGGACAUACAGCAGUACUUUACCAUAAGCUUCAGCUAGAUUGGUUCCCAAUGGUUGUGUGGCCGCGUGACCUUUGCUAUGUGCGCUAUUGGCGUCGAAAUGAUGACGGGAGCUAUGUUGUGUUAUUUCGUUCUAGGGAGCAUGAGAACUGUGGUCCACAGCCCGGAUAUGUGCGGGCACAUAUUGAGAGUGGAGGUUUCAACAUUUCCCCUCUUAAACCUCGAAAUGGGAGGCCUAGAACUCAGGUGCAGCAUUUGAUGCAGAUUGAUUUGAAAGGAUGGGGUGUGAGUUAUGUCCCAUCCUUUCAACAGCAUUGUCUUCUUCAGGUGUUGAAUAGUGUCGCUGGACUACGUGAGUGGUUUUCCCAAACAGAUGAAAGGAAUGCUCCUCCAAGAAUCCCGGUUAUGGUCAAUAUGUCCUCGGCUUCUGUUUCUUCACGUAAGGGGCAAAAGUUGCAUGAUUUUUCUGUUAAUUCCGCAAACAGAAAUUCUGUGAUGAUGGAUGAAUACUCGGACGAAGAUGAAGAAUUUCAAAUUGCUGAGGCUGAACAAGAGGCAUACCAAAAUGGUCUUGAGAACGAUAUGAAGAGGACAGCCGUAGAAGAAGAACCAGCUGAUCAAAUUGAUUUAUCCUGUUUUUCGGGUAACCUACGGCGUGAUGACCAUGAUAAUGCUCGUGAUUGCUGGAAUGUUUCUGAUGGUUGCAACUUCAGAGUUCGCAGCAAGCAUUUUUGUUAUGAUAAGUCAAAGAUUCCUGCAGGGAAGCAUUUAAUGGAUCUUGUUGCUGUUGAUUGGUUUAAAGACACAAAAAGAAUGGACCAUGUUGCUCGGCGUCAGGGAUGUGCAGCACAAGUUGCCUCAGAAAAAGGGCUUUUCUCUCUAAUUGUUAAUUUGCAAGUCCCGGCAUCAACACAUUACAGUAUGGUAUUUUAUUUUGUAACAAAGGAAUUAGUACCUGGAUCCCUCUUGCAACGGUUUGUUGAUGGUGAUGAUGAAUUUCGUACAAGUAGACUGAAGCUUAUUCCUUCUGUUAAAAAGGGUUCAUGGAUUGUCCGCCAGAGUGUUGGAAGCACUCCUUGUUUGUUGGGAAAAGCUGUUGAUUGCAACUAUAUCCGUGGUCCUAAGUACUUAGAAAUUGAUGUGGAUAUUGGUUCAUCUACUGUCGCUAAUGGGGUUUUGGGGCUGGUAAUUGGCGUAAUUACCUCAUUGGUGGUUGACAUGGCUUUCCUUGUACAGGCAAACAGUACAGAUGAAUUGCCAGAGAGGCUAAUUGGUGCCGUUCGUGUUUCUCACAUAGAUCUCAAAUCCGCCAUUGUACCAAAGCUGGAACCGGAUCCAUCAUGACCGACAGAGACAAAUUAACCGCUCAGUUCUUCCAUACAAAAUCAUUUGUUCAUCAGAUACGCAUAUAAUGCCUCCUGAUUUCAUUGCCAUAUCUCACUUCAGGAAUGGUCAUCUGAUUCAAGUGCAAUUUUUUUUGCAUAAAAUUGUGACAAGAGUUUUAUAAUAAGUACAGAACAAGGUAAGCGUUUUUUUC
This is a messenger RNA of Pyrus x bretschneideri (Chinese white pear), 2735 nucleotides long. Its product is annotated as protein ENHANCED DISEASE RESISTANCE 2. The coding region runs from base 395 to 2542 and encodes 715 amino acids. NCBI's taxonomy places the organism in Eukaryota, Viridiplantae, Streptophyta, Magnoliopsida, Rosales, Rosaceae. The record is from RefSeq and is a predicted model, not a curated record. Gene Ontology annotation, molecular function: lipid binding. The transcript has 22 exons.